Messenger RNA from Diospyros lotus (date-plum), 960 nucleotides. Its product is annotated as NADPH-dependent aldo-keto reductase, chloroplastic-like. The transcript has 7 exons. Gene Ontology annotation, molecular function: aldose reductase (NADPH) activity. Gene Ontology annotation, cellular component: cytosol. The record is from RefSeq and is a predicted model, not a curated record. Bases 1 to 960 code for a protein of 319 amino acids. NCBI's taxonomy places the organism in Eukaryota, Viridiplantae, Streptophyta, Magnoliopsida, Ericales, Ebenaceae.
AUGGAAGAAGAAGGUACUAAGGAUGAGCCUCUCUACUUUGAUCUCAACACCGGAGCAAAUAUCCCGGCCGUCGGCCUGGGAACAUGGAAAGCUCCUCCGGGUGUGGUCGGCCAAGCCGUCAUCACCGCUGUCAAGGCUGGUUACAGGCAUAUUGACUGUGCGCCAGUGUACGAAAAUGAAAAAGAGAUAGGGGAGGCCUUGAAGGAGCUGUUUUCCACUGGGGUGGUGAAGCGCAACGAGAUUUGGAUCACAUCAAAGCUAUGGUGCAGCGACCAUGCACCGGGCGACGUCUCGAAGGCGUUGAGCAAGAGCCUGGAAGAUCUACAACUUGACUACAUCGAUCUCUACCUUAUACACUGGCCAUUCCGAACGAAUCCCGGGACAAAAGGGUGGGCUCCCGAGGUCAUGGCUCCCCUAUCUCUCCAAGAAACAUGGGCUGCAAUGGAGGGCUUGUACGCAUCCGGCCAAGCUCGCGCCAUUGGGGUGAGUAACUUCUCCACGAAGAAGCUCCAAGACCUGCUGCUGUACGCGAAGAUUCCGCCGGCCGUCAACCAGGUGGAGUGCCACCCAGUCUGGCAGCAACCCGGCCUUCAAAACCUCUGCAACUCCACCGGCGUUCAUCUCUCGGCGUACUCCCCUUUGGGAUCUCCAGGGUCGUGGGUGAAGGGCCAAAUCUUGAAGGAACCGGUGCUGGUUGAGAUCGCCGGAAAGUUAAACAAGACGCCGGCGCAGGUGGCUCUAAGGUGGGGGAUUCAAAGCCGUCACAGUGUCCUUCCGAAGAGUGUAAACGAGUCAAGAAUCAAGGAAAAUCUCAGCCUAUUUGAUUGGAGCAUCCCUUCAGAGCUCUUUUCCAAGUUCUCUGGCAUCCACCAGCAAAGGCUUCUUCGUGGGGAUUUUGCGAUCCAUGAGAGCUGUAGCCCCUACAAAAGCCUCGACGAGCUGUGGGAUGGUGAAAUUUGA